ACUUGACUUGUUGGAUGGUUGCGGACUUGCGGUUACACUUCCACACAUUUUACAUUCAUGAGAGUCUCGGCCUCUCCCGAGGUUUGUAUUCGGGUUUCUGCUGCUUUUGUCGGUUCAAACAGGCUAACGAACCUCCAGAGAGACGCGGACUGAAUUACAUUGCUGCGUUUGGUGUCUAACAGCGUCGGUUAUAAGACGCAAAUGUGGUUUAUCUAACACUUUCGUGACAGCUUGUUGUGGAGGAGCGCUCUUGUUAGGAAGCCCGACCGGCUUUAAACCGGUCUAAAGUGACACUGCUGGUGGACACAACCCCCCGGACGCUAGCUAACCGACGGGCCGUAGCCGAGUCUUGGUUGGUGUUACCUUUGGUCACCCGCGGAGGUCUCCAGCCAUGGCAGGAGGACGGACGGUGCCCGGACUGGUCGUCCUGAUGUGGAUUCACUUCCAUCGCUGCGGCUCUUUCAACCUGGACGUGGACAAACCCUCCGUGUUCUCCGGACCGCAGGGCAGCUACUUCGGCUUCUCGGUGGACUUCUUCAAGCCCCCCAACAACCAAAAGUCAGACGUCCUGAUAGGAGCUCCUCGGGACAACGCUUCAUCCUCGGGCAGCAUCGUGGAGAGAGGAGCAGUGUACAGCUGCCCCUGGGGCAGUGCUUCCUCCUGCCAGCAGCUGCAGUUUGACAACACAGGCAAUAGGAAGAAUGAAGCUGGAGCUCAGAUGGAGUUUAAAUCCAAGCAGUGGUUCGGUGCCUCGGUUCGAUCUAGUGGAGAACACAUCCUGGCCUGUGCUCCCCUGUACCAGUGGUCAACCCUUGGUGUGUCUGAGCGAGAGCCAGUGGGAACGUGUUAUCUGAAGAAAGAAGGCACCGUGGUCGAGUACUCACCCUGCAGAUCAAGUGCCAGAUUCCCAGAGGGCCAGGGCUUCUGUCAGGCUGGCUUCAGCGCCGACUUCUUGAAGAAGAACAAUAGAGUGGUGGUGGGAGGACCUGGCAGCUACUACUGGCAGGGCCAGCUGAUUUCCGAUGACGUCUCGGAGAUUUUUGCCCAGACUGACAAAAAAUACAUCACCUCGUACCCAAACACACUUGGCACCAAGCCAGCGGCCGCCGAUUAUGACGACAGUUACCUCGGAUACUCUGUGACAGUUGGAGACUUCAACAGCGACGGAAAGGACGAUUAUGUGACCGGAGUACCUCGGGGGGAAAAGACGCUGGGAUAUGUGAGCAUCUUCAACGGCCUCAAAAUGGAGUCCAUGGUCAACUUCACAGGAAAGCAGAUGGCUGCCUACUUUGGACAUGCAGUAGCCGCUACUGAUGUCAAUAAUGACGGUCUGGUCGACCUGUUGGUUGGAGCUCCUCUCUUCAUGGACAGAGGGCCAGACGGAAAACUCAGGGAGGUGGGACAGGUGUCAGUGUACCUCAGUCGAGGUGGGUUUUCCUUCGACCCACCCAAGAUGCUCACAGGUCAGAGCUUGGAGGUCUACGCCAGGUACGGCUCUGCCAUUGCUGCACUGGGAGACCUGGACAUGGACGGAUACAAUGAUGUGGCCAUCUCAGCUCCUUACGGAGGCUCCGACCACAAUGGCUUAGUCUACAUCCACAAUGGCCGCCCUCAGGGGCCCGACCCCUCACCUUCCCAGGUCCUGCAGGGCAAGUGGGCGUCCAGCUACAUGCCUGCCAGCUUUGGGUACUCCAUGACCGGAAAUACUGACAUAGACCGGAAUGGAUAUCCAGAUUUAAUAGUGGGAGUGUUUGGAGCAGACAAAGCUGUUUUAUACAGAGCUCGUCCAGUGAUCAGUGUGAACGCCACGUUGGACAUGACGCCUCAGAUCAUCAACCCAGAGGAGAAGACCUGCGUGCUUCCUGGAACCACCACACCUGUGUCCUGUUUUAAGGUGAAGUACUGUCUGAAGGCUAGUGGCCGUGGAGCUCCGGCUACUCUCAGUUUUCGUGUGGACCUCAUUUUGGACCGCCUGAAGCACAAGGAGUCGACCAAACGUGUGCUCUUUCUGCACAGUCGGACCUUUCAAUACUCCAAGAACAUGACGGUGUCCAAUGGCAAAGGCCCGGCCUGCGAGGAGCAGAACGUCUUCCUGAGGGAUGAUCGUGAGUUCCGCGAUAAGAUCACUCCCAUCUCCGUGGCCAUGGAAUACAGUCUGGACUAUGAGCAGGCUGCAGACCUGACCGGCCUGCUGCCCAUCCUUGACAUAUCGGCCCCAUCCAACAUCACCAAGCAGGCUCAUAUCCUGUUGGACUGUGGAGAUGACAACAUCUGUAAACCUGACCUCAGGUUGUCAGUGAAGAGCGACCGUGAGCAGAUCUACAUCGGCGAUGACAACGCUCUGACCCUGGAGGUCAGUGCUGAGAAUCAGGGAGAGGGAGCCUACGAGGCCGAACUCCACGUCUACCCGCCACAGCAGGCUGACUUCACUGGGGUCGUCCGCAGUCAGACCCUCACCAGGCUGUCCUGUGCUUACAAGACGGAAAACCAGACCAAGAUGGUGGUGUGUGACCUGGGAAACCCCAUGAAGGGAGGAACCAAGGUGCUGGCUGAGCUGAGGUUCAGUGUCCACCAGCUGUCAGAGGAGGACACAUCUGUCAAGUUUGACCUGCAGAUAGUCAGCUCGAACCAAUUUGACAACAAAAGCCCUCGAGUCUCUAGCAUCACCAAGCUGGCUGUCCUCGCCCAAGUCUCCAUCAGAGGGUCAUCAUCUCCUGGACAGGUGCUGCUUCCCAUCGCCAACUGGAAGCCUAAGGAUCCUCCUGUGGUUGGAGAUGACAUCGGACCACAGAUAGUACAUGUUUAUGAGCUCCUGAACAGCGGGCCCAGUACCAUCAGUAAGGCGGCGGUGGAGGUCCAGUUGCCCUGCUGCUUUAAGAACGGCUCUCUGCUCUACUUUAACAGCUAUGAUACAGAGGGUCCCAUCAACUGCACCAGCAACAUGGAAAUCAACCCGCUAAAUAUCUCCAACCCACUGUUCCCAGCAAAGAACGCCACCAGUGUCCCACCCAGAGAGAGAGACACGGAGGGACGAAGCCGAAACCGCAUCCACAAGAGAGACCUGGAGGUGCAGAGAGAUUCGGAGAGCGACCUGCAGACACUGGACUGCACCACAGAGGAGUGUCUGCGGCUGAAAUGUCAGGUCAGUCGUCUGGAGAGGAGGAAGAACGCCAUCCUCUUCAUCUACACCAGGCUGAAUGUCAGCAACUUCCUCAGGCCUGAGAAUCAGAACCACUCCUAUGUGGUUCGAUCCACAGCCUCGUUCAGUGUCAUUGAGAUGCCGUACAAGAACCUGAUGCCGGAGCUUCCGUCCAAUAGCACCACUGUGAAUUUGUCGGUGCUGGGUUGGGGGUGCCCGACGCACCUCAGCCAGUCCCAGGCUGGGUGGUGGCUCUGGCUGUGCUGGCUGGGCUGCUGCUGCUGGCGCUGCUCAUCUUCAUCAUGUACAAGUUGGGUUUCUUUAAGCGAGUGCGCCCCCCGCAGGAGGACAACACUGAGAAGGAGCAGCUGCAGCCGGAGGAGAACGGCAACACUGAUGCCUAGAGGUCAAAGUCUGAGGAACAGAAAGGAGUCCAGCAGAGAUACUUUCAGGGUACAAUGGUUGCUUAGACAAUUUCACUGUGUUCACUGGCGAAGGGCAGAUGAGGGCACCAGGUUUUUAUUAUGUUUUUGUUUUUACUAGCCAUGAUGUGGUUGUGCCAAAAGAGAAGCUCCAACUGGAAAUAUAUGUAAUUCUCAAAGAAUAGUUCAUCAUUUUGGGAAACGUGCUUAUUUGCUUUCCUAAUCGGAGUGAGAUGUUCAGGUUGAUGUCGCUGUCAUGUAAUAAAUAUGAAGCUGCAGCAGAUGGUUAGCUUAGCAUAAAGACUGGAAACGGGUAGCAGCUAGUCUGGCCCCGUGUGCAGCUGACAAAAUCCACCUGCCAGCACUCCGGAGCUGAUGAACAGGUUGUUUCUCUGUGGUCUCAUCUGUACAGAAAGCAAAGAGUCUGAAUACUCUGUGAAGCUACUUGAACCCCUGUGAAAGCACAAACUGACACCUUUAGCCACUUCAGUGGCUGGCUGUAGCUUCACAUUUAUCCCAGAGACACAAGAGUGGGAUCAGUCUGAAGAGCAAGCUUCCAAAAUGUUCAACUAUUCAUUUAACAAAAUUAUAAAAAAGAACUUAAAAAAAAAAAAAAAUGUCCAAAAUGUCUGAAUGCUUCACAAGUAAAAUGUUGGUAAUGUGCAUUUGUUCCACCGUGCAGAUAAGGGAGUCAUGUCAUUUCUCUGUUGAUGUGAGGCUGGUUGUCUGCACCAGAGCUUGUGGAGCUUGGACUGACACAUUUAUUGUCCAAACCACAAAUGGUCAUGAGCUGUAGGAGCGUGUUGCCCUCAAAGUCCAGAACUGCUGAUGAAUUCAACCUUAGUAUGCCAUGAUUAACAACGCUGUCAACACUGAAUAAGGAAACAGUGUUCUGUUAGUCUUGCAAUGGGCCUCCUCUGGGCUUAUUAUGGAUUUUUUUUUUUUUGUAAUAAUCUGGACUCAGUUUGACUGUUUAGUCUGUCUGAGAUGAGUGUGGCACUCCGCUGUAGACAGUCCAUGUAAAAUAAUAAUAGCAAUAACAACAUAACAAAUGUAGAACUCACAGAAUCAAACAAGUAAAGGCAGAAGAGAAAAACAAAUUUUGCAAAUGAAAGCAUAAAUACAGAAUCGUCCUCUGGAUCAUCACCUCAGUCAGCAUUAAGUGAUGUGGCUGUGGUCGGGGCAAUGAUGGUUUAGUUUGCCAAGAUAUGGGAUGAGUGUUGUACUAAUAUAUUUGCCUUUUUAUAAUCUUAAACUUUUUUUUCCCCUUUCCUGCUUUGAGUGUUUGGGGAAGCUGAUAUGAGCAGCUAAGAGGUGCUGGUGAUAUUUAUUAAUAGCAGGCCUGGCUCAUUUCAUUAUCAGGAAAUUGCUUGGUUUUAGUUCACAGUACAGUUGGAAAAUCAAUGCAAGUGAUUAGUUUAUAAUUCAAAUCAGAGAGCUGAUAGUUAAAGCAAAACCUUUGACCUGAAUAAUGAUUGUUCAGAAAUGUUAGGCAGGGCACUUGUGUCAUGAUUUAGAUUUCUCAGCAUGUUAAAACUCUGUCUGUACAGCGUGUUUAUCAGCUUUAAUGUGAGCUGUACCUGUUAGCAUGUCUGGCUAACUGGCUAGUGUCCUGCAGGACUAGUAACUGAAACAGGAAGGAUAUGUUUAGCUAGCUACAUUAAUUUGUGGAGUUACAUGUUAAGUAAAACAAAUCCCUGUUAACAACUAGCACAUCCACUGUGUAGUGGGAGUCGGUUCUGGAUGCUAACAGAGUUUAGGCUCGUGUUAGCUGCUCUCCUGCUCUGUGUGGAUUUAGAGAAGUCAGCUCUCCAGUAACUCGUCAGUUCAUCCUCAUCCUGAAGGCCUUUAUUCUGGAAGCAUGUUGGAAAGAUCAGAUGUCACAAAGUGCUUGACAGUAAAAACUAAAGAAAGUCUUAAUAAUAAUAGAUGCAGUAUAGAAAUAAUAAAUUGAAGAGGGCUGCAAGGAUAAGUAGAUCAAAGAAAGUCCUAACAGGAGGAGAUGCACUGAAAGCUUAAUAUACAUGUGUUCGCUAAGCAGAGUUACAUUGGAGUGAAAUAACUGUCCGGUCUUAUAAUUGUCCUUCUCAUAUAACACCAGAACUACACCUGUGCAGGAACACCACUAUUUCUGUGUCUUCUACAUGGAUCAGCUUGACUUUUUACCUGGGAUCUGCUAGCUUUAGCCUCAGGCUGUUAGCAUGAAGACAUGUAUGAAGCAAUUAAGUGCACGUAUAAGACCACUUCAUUAUUUUGUGGGGUCGGUUUUCUAACAGCAGGUCAACUGGACAGAUGUGGGAGUCAGCCAGACAUGGGGUUUUCUACCAGUUCAUGCAGCUGAUGUUAGUUUAAGUAGCUAACAAAAGCUGAUGAAAUCUGUCACUAUCCACUGGCAUUUCAACAAAAUCAAAAUUUUAGAAAAGGAUAACCCUUUAAAAAAAAUGAAUUUUGAUGAUAAAUCUGCCUGUGUCAUUACUGUAAACUGUAUGUACUGUACAAGAGCAAAGAAGCACAGCUGUAGCAAGCUGGCCGAGGGGGGCAGGGCUGAACCAGGUCUUUUUCCUACUGCACUUAUUGCGAUUAGUUUUAAAUAGUAUUAUUUUUCCUCAGAUUUCAGAGUGGCGACCGGAAGCUUUGCUGAGAGCGAAGGUGUACGUAGUCUGAAAGCAGGCUGCUAUUUUCAGGUUGUGUGUGAGAGGAUUAAAAAGAAAAGAACAAAAAAACUUUGCUAUGAAUUUGCCCAUACUGGGUUUGCAUCAUGAGCUAAUGUUUAAGGUGGACUAUAAUUUUUAAACUAUACAAAUCUAGUUAACAGUCACCAUAAAGUAAUGCCACAGGAGCACUUUGGUUAGCACGUUACACGUCGAGUUUGUCCUUCACUGGCAUCUUAUCCACUGCUUUUACAUUUGCCAGCCCUCUGAACAUCCUCUGCUGUCGCUAGCCCUCAUCAUGUCGUUGGCUUUAACAGUUGGCUUUAACGGAGAUGCACUAAUAAAACUAGUGGUAUCGCUAAAUGCCUGCAGAAACAUUGGUGCGCAAGGGCAAAUGGAAAAAAUGCUGACUUUUGCACAUUAAGAGUUAAAUGUUCUGUGUUGGAAUUGAAAUUUAAGAAUGUUUAGAUUUAAGAGACUUGGCUAAAAGGCUUUUCUUUUUUGUCAUUAUAAUCAGUUUGUCAGUUUCAAGAAAAAUAAUGAAUAAAUGCCAACCACUCCCUGGUUCCAGAUUCUCAGAUGGAGGGUUUGCUCUUCUUUUGUCAUUCAUUGUCUUAAACCAAAUAUCCUUUUGUUUUAAACAAAAGAUAUUUGAAGACAUCAGAGAUGAGGUUUUUCACUUUUCUUUUUCUUUUUAGUAGAUUAUACAAUUAACCAAUAAAUAAAAACUUGGCUUCAAAUUUUAAAUGUUUCUCUAAGGCAUUAAAAUUUCAUGACUAAUUGAUCAAUAAUCACUUAAUCAAACCUGUUUACACAUCAUCUUGCUCUCUGAAUAAAUACUGCUAACCUGAAUUCUGGUACCUUUACUAGUUUUUAAUUGCCAUUAAAAGCCCCUGAAAAUGUGGUUCCACAUCUUAAGUUUGUAGCAGUGUAAUCUUUUCAGUGUGAGCACUGAUCUUAGGUACGUAGUAUGUGUGCACCCUAAUCUGAUGAGGUGGUGGUGGAACAACUGGACUGAUCUGUUUACAAAGGAUUCUCUAAGGACGUAAACACAUUACCAGGACUUAAGUUACACAUUUGGCCUCAUGCAAGACUGAAUGGACUGUAUGGCCUAUUUACGACAAGUCUCACUUGUACCAACAAAACUUAGAAAAAAGUCAAACGUGUUCUUGCAUGAAGCCUGAUGAGUUUGGAUGAAAACCGUUUCCUGAGGGAUUAUACAAAAGGUUUGGGAAAGUUUGUAUCUUUUCUUUUGUGUGUUACAAUCUGAGGCUGAAAAGCAACAAAAAUAAUCUUCCAGAUGUGACUGAAGAGUGAGUUGAAGCUGUGUUUGAAUUGAUCUCUUUAAUACCACUGUGUUUUUGCUUUUCUCUUUCUGCAGAGAAAACAUUCACUGUUUUUGAUGUAUGUAUUCUUUCACACAGAGAAUAAAAAUGAAUUUCAUAAGAAGCUGAUUUCACCUUUUAAAUGAA
Molecule: messenger RNA, 7684 nt
Organism: Monopterus albus (swamp eel)
Lineage: Eukaryota; Metazoa; Chordata; Actinopteri; Synbranchiformes; Synbranchidae
Gene: itgav
Product: integrin, alpha V
Exons: 32
Coding region: 392-3682 (1096 amino acids)
Biological process (GO): cell adhesion mediated by integrin; cell-matrix adhesion; integrin-mediated signaling pathway
Cellular component (GO): integrin complex; external side of plasma membrane
Molecular function (GO): integrin binding
Source: RefSeq, a predicted model, not a curated record